AUGGCACGUUGCCAGUUUCAAAAUGAUUGCAAUGUAACAAAAAAAACACGCAGCCAUUGUUCACCUUGUCGUUUAAAGAAAUGUUUAACGUUAGGAAUGAAUCCUACAUUAAUUCGAAAUAUUCCUGCUUCCAGUAUUAUCUCCAAGAAAAGCCAACAAGUACAAAUCAUAGAAGACAAAGAAAUUCAGUUUCCAAUACCUUUACCACUUAGUCUUCUUCGCAAUGAACAUUCAACAUUAACAACUAAUGAAUGGACUCUUCUUUCAAAUUUUCUUCAUGCAUUUGAUGAACAAAACCCUGCUACACGAAUUCAAAAUUCUCUUAAUGAAUUAUGUUCAUUACCACCCAAAUUACGUUUGAAAUCAUCGGAUACUUACAAUAUGGUUGGUCAGUUUUUUACAGGUGUUCAGUUACUUAUUGAACAUUCACCAGAUUUAUAUUCUUUAUCAAUUGAUGCUCGUAAAGCUCUUACUAAACAUAAUUUAAGUACUGUCGGUGCUUUUAAUGGAAUUUUUCUUUGUCGUGAACUUGAUCUAUUCAAUAAUCCAGUUUUUUUCAAUGCCUGUAGUUUAUAUUAUGGAACUGAAUUUAUUUGGAAUUGCUCUCGAAAUUCCACACGAUGUGACCCAAAUGGAAGUCUUAUUAAAAUGAUGUUAUUUGUCAUGACUUUCUCCAGCAAUUGUUCAAUUGUUAUAUUUGAUGAUAAAGAACAUAUUACAACUAUGUCAAAAUCAAUAGAUCUUAUUCGUAUUCAAAAUUUAUACGUAACCGUCUUGUGGAAAUAUUUAGUUUAUCUAUAUGGAUUUAAAGAGGCAGUACGUCGAUUUUCUUAUCUUGUUAAAAACAUCUUAGAUGUAAUUCAUAUGUUGGAAUUAAUGCCUAAAAAUGAAACACAUGAUUUGAUGGUUGAUGCAAUUGCAACAGAAACAGAACGUGUAUUGGUCAUAAAAUACUAA
This is a messenger RNA of Rotaria sp. Silwood2, 957 nucleotides long. NCBI's taxonomy places the organism in Eukaryota, Metazoa, Rotifera, Eurotatoria, Philodinida, Philodinidae. The record is from the annotation of a GenBank genome assembly.